AUGCAAAUCUCUAAUCUUGCUUCGGCGUUGCUUCUUGGCACUGCUGCUGCUCUUGCACCAAUCGAGAUCGUUGGCAACAAGUUCUUCGACGAGAAUGGCAGACAAUGGUUCAUCAAAGAGGACCCACUGGUAGAUACAGAGCAAUGCGCCCGCGACGCCAGCCUCAUGAAGACGCUGGGCACCAACGCAAUUCGCAUAUACCACGUCGACUCCAGCGCAAACCACGACGGGUGCAUGGCAGCUUUCGACAAGGCCGGCAUUUAUACCCUCAUUGACUUGGAUACUUUUGACUCGUACAUCCUUCCUACUAACCCGUACUGGAACGAGACGCAAUUCAACGCGUACGCCAAGGUCAUGGACAACUUUGAGAAGUAUGACAACGUUCUCGGCUUCUUCAUUGGCAACGAGGUUAUCGCGCUUAGCAACCAGUCUCAGGCCGCCCCUUUCAUGAAAGCCGCUGCGCGAGACAUGAAGGCCUACCGAGACAAGAAGGGCUAUCGCAAGAUCCCCGUUGGCUACUCCGCUGCCGACAUUGCUGAACUGCGACCCAUGCUGCAGGACUAUCUGACCUGCGGUGGAAAGCCAGAGGACAACAUCGACUUUUUCGGGCUCAACUCGUACGAGUGGUGCGAUCCCAGCACGUACAACACAUCGGGUUACACAAAUUUGCAGGCCAUGGCCGAGCAAUUUCCCGUGCCUAUCUUCUUCACCGAGACGGGAUGUAUCACCGGGCAAGGCCCCAGAACAUGGGACGACCAGGACGCCAUCUUUAGCCAACCCAUGGUGGACGAUUGGAGCGGAGCCAUGAUCUAUGAGUGGAUCUAUGAGGAGAACCGUUAUGGCAUCGUGUCGUAUGGUCCCGAGGUUUCCAAGACGAUCACGGCUGGCGAUGUCUACGAUGGAUUCACCCGCAAGGGCACCCCGAUUCCCCGCUCUCCCGAAUUUCAAAAUCUGCAAUCCAAGUGGGCUACCAUUACUCCCACUGGAGUCAUGAAGUCUGACUACAAUCCCACCAGCGUUUCCACCCGCGAUUGUCCUAAGGCCACGGGUGGUUGGUUAGUAGAUGGGAACGUUCGCCUGCCCACUCUGGGAGAGACGUUCAGGGGCAGCUUCUCGUCGAGCCCAGCGGCAUCAGCAACUCCUGCCUCAAGCACCAGCUCUGCAGCAGCGCCGACAGAAUCUGCCAAGUCCUCAGCAUCCGAAAGGCCUUCGGGAUCUGGCACCAAGCAAAUUGCCGGAAUGGCUUUCGGCUUGGUCGGUGUCAUGAUCUUCUUCACCGUCUGGAUGUAG
Molecule: messenger RNA, 1290 nt
Organism: Colletotrichum graminicola M1.001
Lineage: Eukaryota; Fungi; Ascomycota; Sordariomycetes; Glomerellales; Glomerellaceae
Product: glycolipid anchored surface protein
Exons: 3
Coding region: 1-1290 (429 amino acids)
Biological process (GO): fungal-type cell wall (1->3)-beta-D-glucan biosynthetic process
Cellular component (GO): fungal-type cell wall; cytoplasm
Molecular function (GO): 1,3-beta-glucanosyltransferase activity
Source: RefSeq, a predicted model, not a curated record